This is a messenger RNA of Ixodes scapularis (black-legged tick), 411 nucleotides long. RefSeq lists its product as uncharacterized. The transcript has 2 exons. Gene Ontology annotation, molecular function: sequence-specific DNA binding. The record is from RefSeq and is a predicted model, not a curated record. NCBI's taxonomy places the organism in Eukaryota, Metazoa, Arthropoda, Arachnida, Ixodida, Ixodidae. The coding region runs from base 1 to 411 and encodes 136 amino acids.
AUGGUAUCUGUCCUGUCUAGUCCUGAGCAACAUGAGGACUAUUUCGACAACUUUUUCACCUCUUACGGUCUCCUGACGAAACUGGCUGACGAAGCAAUAAGAGCGACGGGGACUGUACGAGAAACAAGAAUGGGAAGUUGUCCGCUGAGGAGCCAGAAAGACAUCGCACAAGAGGAGAGAGGAGCUUUCGACUACAAGCGUGACGGAUGGAUCCUUCACUGCGAACUUCACAAGGGCACAGAUGCCGCCAUGACGCACCUAGCUUUCACGCGGGACGUCGCCAUGUCCCUGCUCCACCUGAAGCAGAAACUCGCCCUGCGACCUGGACUUCGGGUUUAUUCCAGCAUCUCGGAAAUGAAUACUGACGGUCACUACAUUUUCUGCGCUACACAAGAAAGGUGCGCGGAGUGA